This is a messenger RNA of Mycena indigotica, 984 nucleotides long. RefSeq lists its product as uncharacterized. The transcript is spliced from 4 exons. The coding region runs from base 1 to 984 and encodes 327 amino acids. The record is from RefSeq and is a predicted model, not a curated record. Lineage: Eukaryota; Fungi; Basidiomycota; Agaricomycetes; Agaricales; Mycenaceae.
AUGCCUUCUGACUCCGAUGAAUAUCCUCCACAGGAACGCUCCACUCGGAGGCCAGUGGGCACCACUCCCACAGGCGGCCCCAGAGGAGCUCGACGCGCAAUGACCAGCAAGCAACGGGCAGAAUGUCGGAUCCUCAGCGCCCAUGGCAUCGCACUCUCGGUCCUUUCGAGCUGUUUUGAAAAAUCCGUCCCAACCAUCACACGUGCGCUCCGCAACGAAUAUGCUGAGCCAGACGACACCAGUCGAGAUGUGGCCCUCGCUGGCGACCUUCCGAGUAUCCUUCAUAAGUAUGAAUUAGCGCAACCCGCGUCGACACCUGGAAGUUGCCUGCCUUCGCGGCCUGGAUCGGGUUUUAGUCUGAGAUCGAGUGGUCAUGACUCCACCGAGCAGGCUGUCCAGGAGAGAGAAACGCGAUUUGGCACACUCGGAACAUAUCUGAGGCCUCAAUUUACCGCCAACUUACUGUCUGCGCAGGCUUUCGAUGACGCUCGGACUCCUCAAGCUCUCCAGCCCUUCUCCGCCUCAGAAUAUCCAGCAUGCAAGGGAAUCGACCCGGCGUUGACAAUUAGCGCUCGCAUACCCUCAAGAAAGCCGGCUGUGUAUCCUUUUCCGCCUCGUCCAUAUGCAGCUCAGAAUCUCAAUCAACCAACCCAGUUGGCAGCUAGCACCUCUCCGUCCAUUGGGGCCGGAAACAGCUUUAGUUCUGUGACACCAGUGAACAUUCAGCCCGCCGAAGACACCGACGAAAAUGCCUUACUCGUCUUCUUGCAGUCGGCGCCUCGAGAAAGCCUCGCAGGCUACAUCGGGCUCCUCCGUUCGGUUGGACUGGGGCUGCCUGAGCUCCGCAACAUGAAAUCCUGCUACGACGCAUACGCAAUGAAAAGCCACUUUGCUCUCAUCCUGACUGACCAGAUCGGCGAGCACGCCCCCAUGACCCUGCACCAUAUCGCCAUGCUCAUUGAAGCUAUAAUCAACCACUUGUAG